AUGGCUCAACCAACAAAAGCAAACACGAUAUUAUUCAGGUUGUCCAAUUUAGGAGAACCUAUAAAUAAUGAAAAAGUCGACCAUGGUGUUUUAAGUCUCCCGGCUAAUGACUACACGGAGGGUUAUAAGGAAGGAGAUGCGAUAUUCAACUUACACUUUCAAUUGAAUGCUGCUAGCAAAGUAUCUAGGAAAGGUGUAUUUCACAUUAAUGUCCCAAAACGCUAUGAAGACGAGUUUGAUAGGUACAAGUAUAACAGCUAUCCAAUUGAGUCCUCGUUUCAUCAAGACAUUGUGAUCAAGGUACAGAUUCAUAGACCAGGCGCUUACAAUUAUUACUUUACCUACGAGGAUGAUGAUGAAGAUGAGGAUGAAAAGUUGAAGAAAACGGAAAAGUUUUAUUUUGACGUACCCCCUCGUUUAACGAUCAAUGGCAAGUUUAUGCCCUUCAACAAUAUAAAUGUUCAAUCGAUAGUUUCCAAGUGGAUAGGUCCAUAUGAAAAAUGGUCACAAUUUUUCCACAAUGUUAAGGAAAAGGGCUACAAUGUGAUUCACUUUACGCCUCUUCAGGAAAGGGGAGAGUCCGAUUCUCCUUAUUCUAUCUAUGAUCAAUUGAAAUGGGAUCCCAAAAUUUUCAAGGAUCAAAAGAUCGCCACGAAGCAAAUACAUAAGGUGUUGAAUGACAAUGAAUUGUUGAGUGUAACCGAUGUCGUGUGGAAUCAUACGGCAAACAACUCCGAGUGGCUAAAGGACUCACCGGAAUCUGGUUACAAUCAAGAUACCGCACCUCAUUUGACCGCUGCAAUUGAGUUGGAUGGUAAAUUGCUAGAGUUUAGCGAUAAAUUGGAAGAAUUCAAUUUGCCAACUUCAAUCAACAAUGAUCUGGACCUUGCAAAAGUGAUGAACGGGAUCAAAGUGCAUGUUCUUGAGGAAUUGAAGUUGUGGCAAUAUUAUGUGUUUGAUAAAUCUGCCGCAAUAGAUGGCUUAAUCAAAACGCUUAAUAGAAAUAGAGAUUCCAUUGAAAAGGCUGAAAUUCCUCCUCAAGUUGAUAUCAAUGAUUUAAAUCAACUAGCAAAUUUCGUAUUGAACUUUAGUAAUCAAGGGAAAAAGCCAAUCAUGGGUCGUAGAUUUGAAAAUGAAUUAGACCUAUCCAAGUUCUUGUCUGUUUUGUUUGCUGUUUUCGGUGACAUUCAUGUAGAUGAGGAAUCUAUCAAGCAAAAAGCGGAGAAGAUCAUUGACAAAAUCAAUGUGCCCUUGUAUACAGCCUACAAUGAUGACAUUAAAACAAUUGAACAGCAACUUGGCGAUAGGAUUAGGUACUUACGGUUGGAUAACAAUGGACCGAAAUUAGGUAAAGUUACUACAAAAACACCAUUAACAGAAGCAUAUUUUACAAGAUUUGUUGAUUCCAAGGGUAAAAAACAAGCCCUUGCCAACAAUGGAUGGAUUUGGGGUGGUAAUCCAUUGGUAGAUUUCGCCUCGGAUCAAUCAAAAGCAUACUUGAGACGAGAAGUGAUUGUUUGGUCUGAUUGUGUGAAAUUGAGAUAUGGAGCAAAGUAUGAGGAUUCCGCUAAGCUUUGGGAUAGAAUGAUUGAAUAUACAAGGGAGCUGGCUAAAGUUUUCAAUGGAUUUAGAAUCGAUAACUGCCAUAGUACUCCCUUGCAUGUAGCAGAGAGGCUUUUGGACGAGGCUAGAAAGGUGAAUCCUAACUUGUAUGUUAUGGCUGAACUUUUCUCCGGGUCAGAACAAAUGGACAAGAUUUUUGUCGAACGAUUGGCCAUAAAUUCGUUGAUAAGGGAAGCUAUGCAAGCAUGGAGUGUGCGUGAAUUAUCAACAUUGGUUCAUAAACACGGCGGAAGACCAAUUGGCUCUUUAACUUGGUUGCCGUUGAGUGGGUUCUCUUAUCCUGCUGAAAACGAACCAGCAGAAAAGUACAAAGCUCUUGAUGGAUACACAGAAUUGGAGAUUCCAAGAGUUUUGACAAGCACGGCUCCGCAUGCGAUUUUUAUGGACUGUACUCACGACAACGAAAUGCCUGCUCAGAAGAGAACAGUGGAAGAUACUUUGCCAAACGCAGCAUUGGCUGCAUUUUGUUCUUCUGCAAUUGGGUCGGUUUACGGUUACGAUGAAUGCUAUCCUCGACUUCUUGACGUGGUAAGCGAAAAAAGACAAUAUAGUGCAAAUGACACCAAUGGAAUUGGUAAAGUUAAGGCCAAAAUCUACAAAAUCAGACAAGAAUUGGUUGAGGAAAGUGAGGAUAUUGGUCGUGAUCACGAAAUGUACAUUCAUCACGAGGGCCAAUAUAUCACAAUCCAAAGAUAUAAUGCACGGACAGGCAAAGGUUGGUUUUUGAUUGCAAGAACUAAGUUUACUGAUCACGAAGGAUACCAAAUAUUGUCGCCAUCUAUACUCGGUGGCUGCAAAGUUAAGCAUGAGUUUAGUUACAUUUUGAAAAAAACUGGAGAAUACAAAGAAAAUGAUGAGUUUUUGACUGGUAUACCAGUAGAAGUUGAAAACAUUGAGGAGCCUCUGGUUGAAUACAAUAACAAUGGUGACAGUAUCAUCAAAGUUAAUUCUUCCUUUUUGCCUGGUUCCAUAUCCGUGUUUUCUACUGAGAUACCCGGGGUCAAUAAACAGCUUGACGAGUAUGUUAAAAGAGGAGCAAUCGAGGCAUCUAAAGAACUCGACUUGUAUGAUUUGAAUAAUUUGCUUUACAGGUGUUCGCCUGAAGAAUUAGACGCUAGCUCAGGCAAAGAAGAUGUUUAUGAUAUUCCGGGAUAUGGGCGCUUGGUCUAUGCUGGGCUUGAAGGUUGGCAGGGUGCCUUGAAAAGUAUCAUUUGGUCUAACGAUCUUGGUAGCCCAAUUUGUGAUCACUUGAGAAGUGGAGACUGGGCACUUCACUAUGUGGUUGAUAGAUUAGACAAGUAUGCUGUCAAAUCCAAGGGUUUGGAGAAAUUUCAAGCCUGGUUACGUGAUCGAUUUAAUGCUGUUGAGAAGGUGCCUUACUAUUUGAGGCCACAUUAUUUUGCGUUGAUUGUUGGAAUUGCUUACGAGGCAGCACGGUUUAGAGCCUUGAGAUUACUCAGCAAGCCAAUUCAGAAGGGUACCAAUUUUGUUCAAAGUUUAGCAUUGACGAGUGUGCAAAUGGUUGGCUUUAUGAACAACACUUCAUUAUUACCUGAUAGAUCUGUUCCUUGUCUUGCAGCAGGAUUGCCGCAUUUUAGCAACGAUUAUAUGAGAUGUUGGGGAAGGGAUGUUUUCAUUUCAUUUAGAGGGCUCUUGAUUGUAACAGAGAGACACGAUGAUGCUAAGCAACAUAUUCUUGCUUUUGCAAAGACUUUAAAACAUGGUCUUAUUCCCAACCUCUUGGAUGCUGGUCGAAAUCCUAGAUAUAAUGCAAGAGAUGCAGUUUGGUUUUUCUUACAAGCAGUCCAAGAGUACGUUAAUAAUGUGCCAAAUGGUAUUGCUAUUUUGGACGAGAAGGUAUCCAGACGUUUUCCUUUAGAUGAUAAAUACAUUCCUUAUGAUGAUGUAGAAGCAUUCAGCUAUGAAUCUUCAAUUAGAGAGAUUAUUUAUGAGGUUUUCAAACGUCACGCAAAAGGUAUCAAGUACAGAGAAGCCAAUGCCGGACCAAACCUCGACUCGCAAAUGAAACCUGAAGGUUUCAACGUUGAAGUUGGAAUUGAUUGGGACACUGGUUUUGUCCAUGGAGGCCAACAGCUCAAUUGUGGAACUUGGAUGGAUAAGAUGGGAGAAAGUGAGAAGGCCCAUAAUAGGGGAAUUCCCGGUACCCCAAGAGACGGAGCAGCUGUUGAACUACAAGGAUUGUUGAAGAGCGCUUUGAGAUGGGUCAAUGCAUUAAACAAACAAGGUAAAUUUGACUAUGAUAAAGUUGAAAAACCCAAUGGAGAAAAGAUAACUUUGAAAGAAUGGGAAGCCUUAAUACAAGAGAAUUUUGAAAAGAAAUUUUAUGUACCAGAAACCGCGGAAGAGGAUGGGGACUAUGAUAUUGAAGAGUCAUUGGUGAACAGAAGAGGGAUUUACAAGGACUUGUACAAAUCGGGAAAACCUUAUGAGGAUUACCAAUUGAGACCGAAUUUCCCAAUAGCAAUGUGUGUGGCGCCUGAGCUCUUUAACAAGAAGCAUGGGCUCGUAGCAAUUAGAAACGCCGAUCAAAUCAUUCGUGGUCCCGUUGGUAUGAGAACCUUGGAUCCUCUGGAUUACAACUACCGUCCAUACUACAACAACUCGGUCGACAAUGAUGAUUUUGCUACUUCCAAAGGAAGAAAUUACCAUCAGGGUCCCGAAUGGGUUUGGUGCUUUGGCUACUUCUUGAGAGCAUUUUUGUAUUUCAAUUUCUCAGCAAAUGAAACGUUUAGCAAGGCAGAAAACAACAAACCUUCCAAUGAAUUGUUGACAUUGUUAACUGAGAGGAUCCAGGGUCAUAUCAAAUGGAUCAAAGAUAGUCCUUGGGCCGGAUUGACUGAGUUGACUAACAAAGAUGGUGAGUUUUGCCGUGACUCAAGCCCCACACAAGCAUGGAGCAGUUCAUGUUUACUUGACUUGUACUAUGAUUUGUGGAAUGACGAACGUUUUCAAAGUUAA
Molecule: messenger RNA, 4602 nt
Organism: Lodderomyces oxycetoniae
Lineage: Eukaryota; Fungi; Ascomycota; Pichiomycetes; Serinales; Debaryomycetaceae
Gene: GDB1
Product: bifunctional 4-alpha-glucanotransferase/amylo-alpha-1,6-glucosidase
Exons: 1
Coding region: 1-4602 (1533 amino acids)
Biological process (GO): glycogen catabolic process; glycogen biosynthetic process
Molecular function (GO): amylo-alpha-1,6-glucosidase activity; 4-alpha-glucanotransferase activity
Source: RefSeq, a predicted model, not a curated record